AUGGAGAUUACCAUGAAUGGCAAUAACUCUGCUAAAUUUGUGGACCCAGCAUUCUGUAGAGGCUGUGAACGUCCAGAACCCAGGGAUGGAAAGUCUACUGUCUGGAUUAGUGAGGAAUAUGUGAACCAAUUCAAAAAUGAAGUCCAAAGUCUGCAGCAACAGCCUCAAGCUGAUAAUGCAGAUCCUGAUGAUCCCUGGAUAGAUGAUCAUGAAGCAGCUGACCCAACACAGGAUCAAAAUGCUCUUCUCCACUCUUUGGGCCCCAUGGUGAAAAAGCUUGGCGUGGAUGGAGUUGUCCCCACAUUUCAUGGCUAUGCUCACAACCAGCUUUGUCAAGUCCAGUACCAUUCAAAGUACAAGGUUGGCCCAGGAAAGGAAGAUUUUGAAACCUGCAAACAAAUAUUAUCUGGUUCUAACACCCUUGCACCUGAGAUUCGCAACAGCACAGAGUUUCAUUGGCAUUAA
Messenger RNA from Serpula lacrymans var. lacrymans S7.9, 465 nucleotides. RefSeq lists its product as uncharacterized. The transcript has 2 exons. Lineage: Eukaryota; Fungi; Basidiomycota; Agaricomycetes; Boletales; Serpulaceae. The record is from RefSeq and is a predicted model, not a curated record. The coding region runs from base 1 to 465 and encodes 154 amino acids.